UGUUUGUACCCUCUGCUUCCCCCUAGCUCCUGUGUCAUUUCCUCUAUUUUUCACAUCCCUGCACGUGUUUGUCUUUCUUCAGGUGACCAGUAUGCACUGAAGAUGAGGUUCGUGGACCAUGUGUUUGAUGAGCAAGUGAUAGAUUCUCUGACAGUGAAGAUCAUCUUGCCCGAAGGGGCCAAGAACAUCCAAGUUGACAGUCCCUAUGAAAUCAUUCGGGCCCCAGAUGAGCUGCACUACACUUACCUAGACACAUUUGGCCGCCCUGUGAUUGUUGCCUAUAAGAAAAAUCUGGUGGAACAGCACAUUCAGGACAUCGUGGUGCACUACACGUUCAACAAGGUGCUUAUGCUGCAGGAGCCACUGCUGGUGGUGGCUGCUUUCUACAUCUUGUUCUUCACUGUCAUCAUCUACGUCAGGCUGGACUUUUCCAUCACAAAGGAUCCGGCUGCAGAGGCCAGGAUGAAGGUGGCUUGCAUCACGGAGCAAGUCUUGACCCUGGUCAACAAGAGAAUAGGUCUCUACCGUCACUUUGACGAGACUGUCAAUAGGUACAAGCAGUCGCGGGAUGUGUCCACUCUCAACAGCGGCAAGAAGAGCCUGGAGACGGAGCACAAGGCCUUGACCAGUGAGAUUGCAUUGCUACAGUCCAGGCUGAAGACAGAGGGCUCUGACCUGUGUGACAAAGUGAGCGAGAUGCAGAAGCUGGAUGCGCAGGUCAAGGAGCUGGUGCUGAAGUCCGCGGUGGAAGCCGAGCGGCUGGUGGCCGGCAAGCUCAAGAAAGAUACGUACAUUGAGAAUGAGAAGCUCAUCUCUGGAAAGCGGCAGGAGUUGGUCACCAAGAUCGACCACAUCCUAGAUGCUCUGUAGCCCCUGACAAUUACCAUCGGGGUGGGCCUAGGGUGCUGCACUUUCAGAUGGCAGGUUGGAGGUGAAGGGGGGAAGGCAACCAUCAAGGCUGCUGAAUGCUGGCAUCUGUAUUUUUACAAAAGGCCUUCAAGGAAGUGAAGCCAGACCCUGCCAUAGGCAACACAAGAAGCUUAGUUUUUAUCUUUGAAGGGUUCUUUAAAAAAAAAAAAAAUUAAAUCCCAUUAAAAACAAAAUAUCUUUGCGUUUUGAACAAAGAAAUUUUCAGUAGCUGAUUGGUUUUGUUUUGUUCUGAAGCCUAGGAUAUCCUUUAAGCCCAAAAGCCCCUUGUUUUUUGUCUUUCUAAUUCCCUAUGUUUGGGUAUUUUGUGAGUGUAUGUUUGUUUUUUUUAAACGUGUGUGGCCAAAUGAAAAUAAAGCAGGGACUGUGAACAUUUGUUCUGGUGACAAUCACAUGUCAUAACA
Messenger RNA from Leptonychotes weddellii (Weddell seal), 1331 nucleotides. The record is from RefSeq and is a predicted model, not a curated record. NCBI's taxonomy places the organism in Eukaryota, Metazoa, Chordata, Mammalia, Carnivora, Phocidae.